Messenger RNA from Zingiber officinale, 1695 nucleotides. RefSeq lists its product as uncharacterized. The transcript is spliced from 12 exons. Lineage: Eukaryota; Viridiplantae; Streptophyta; Magnoliopsida; Zingiberales; Zingiberaceae. The record is from RefSeq and is a predicted model, not a curated record. The coding region runs from base 39 to 1445 and encodes 468 amino acids.
CACUCAGCUACGCAAUCGGUCUUUCGGUCGGUAAUCGAAUGGGCACUCUCUCCCCUGGCGUCUCCUAUGCCUUUCCGGCCGCGACCUCCUCCCUCGCCGUCGGCCUCCACCCUCGGUCCAUCUCUUUCCUCUACGUCGCCCAGGAUUUUGCCCGCAGUCGUAUGGUUAAAUCUCAUAAUUUUGAUGUCUCUUUCAUUGCAAAGAAAAGAUGCUCAGGUGUUAGUCUUAGUAGGUUGCAGCAUCAGAGUCCAUGGAUCAAAAGAAGUACCAUCUGUUAUGCAGAAGGAACCGGAAACAGGCCAGAGCCUCCUAGAAAUAAUUCCACUACUGACAUUCAGCUCUACUCUCAAAUUGAAAGAUUAAUCACUGAGACAGCUAGGCAGUCACAAGAAGCUUGGGGUGGUUCUGAAGAUUGGAGUGAGAUCGAGGGAGCAUGGGUGGUUAGACCUAAAAAUAGAAGCCCGACAGCUGUUGUUCAUUUUGUGGGUGGUAUUUUUGUUGGAGCUGCUCCACAGCUUACAUACCGCCUUUUUCUUGAGCGUCUCUCCAAAAAGGGGGCGUUGGUGAUUGCAACACCUUUUGCUAGUGGUUUUGAUCACUUUUUGAUUGCAGAUGAAGUGCAAUUUAAGUUUGACAGAUGCUUAAGAUUCUUACAGGACAGUGUGAAUGACCUUCCAACAUUUGGUAUUGGCCAUUCUUUAGGAUCUGUAAUCCAUCUUCUCAUUGGUUCAAGAUAUGCUGUUCAAAGAUGUGGGAAUAUAUUGAUGGCUUUCAACAACAAGGAAGCAAGCUCAGCUGUUCCCUUAUUCUCUCCGGUCAUUGUGCCAAUGGCUCAAAGUAUUGGUCCUCUUCUAUCUCAACUCACAUCGUCUCCAUCACUUCGUCGUGGUGCAGAAAUGGCUAUGAAGCAGCUCGAGAAUAUUAGUCCUCCAAUUAUGAAGCAAGUAUUACCUUUGGUUGAGCAACUCCCUCCAUUGUAUAUGGAUUUAGCUAAUGGAAGAGAGGAAUUCAUUCCAAAACCAGAGGAGACACGCCGAUUGAUAAAAUCAUAUUACGGUGUUUCAAGGAACCUCUUGAUAAAGUUUGACAAUGAUACGAUUGACGAAACUCCGACACUGUCACAGUUGCUGAGUGGAGGAUCUGCCAUUAGCUCACAAUUGGACAUGUCGGUGCGAUUACUGCCUGGAGAUCAUGGGCUCCCAUUACAGCAGAUUCUCCCCGACAUCCCACCUGCUAUGGCAGAUGCUGUAAACCGUGGAGGCGAGAUUCUAUCAAACCUAACAGUAGGAACACCAUGGGAAGCUGUUGCAAGAGAAGUAAGCAAUACGUUGGGCACAGACUCAGGGAUUGUAAGGGCACAAGUAUCUAAAGAUGUUGAUAAGCUCGUCGAUACAAUUUCAUCGUGGAUGGCUUCAAACUCAGGCCCAAGACUUCUUCAAUCAUGAAGCAUAUUCCUAACCAAAUUGUAGCAGAAGAAAGCAAACUAUGAUACCCAUCUAAAAGCAUGUUUAAGUUUGUUAUAGGGUGAAAAAAAUUCAAAAUAGAUAUCUUCCUAGGUAGUCACUACUUAUGUAUAUUAUUAACUACUGUAAUUAAUAUAUUUAAUAGUAUUUACAUUAAUAUCAAUGUUUUUUUUCAAAUUGAUUUGAAUAUUCUGUGGAAAUUCAGUGUCAUUUAAAAGAUUUGUGUAGUAAA